Asparagus officinalis (garden asparagus) is the source of this 1480-nucleotide messenger RNA. Its product is annotated as protein trichome birefringence-like 42. The transcript has 5 exons. The record is from RefSeq and is a predicted model, not a curated record. Gene Ontology annotation, molecular function: O-acetyltransferase activity. Lineage: Eukaryota; Viridiplantae; Streptophyta; Magnoliopsida; Asparagales; Asparagaceae. Gene Ontology annotation, cellular component: Golgi apparatus. The coding region runs from base 89 to 1480 and encodes 463 amino acids.
UAAGCAACUACUAGGACUCGGAUUUUGAUUUGCUAGUUUAUAAACACCACUGCCUCAGUUUGUGGCAGAAUAGAGAAGCAAAACUCCCAUGGAGUACGCUAUCAUCAACCCAAGAUGGUCUCUUUGCAUCUUCGCCAGCUUUUUUGGUUUCGUCUUCCUCUUUCUUAACCAUGAUCAAGGCCAAACUCUUAUCAGCAAUAUCGUUCCUUCUCUUACAAGUUUAGGAUUUGCCAAUAAUCAUAACAUUUCCAUCACAGAGUACUACGGAGAGCUCAAUAUCAUGUCAUCUCCUCAAAAUAGUUCGCCUCAUCAAAAUUCUUCAUCUCCCCAGAAUAUUUCAUCCUCACAACUCAAUACUACAAUUGACAAAGUUUUUGCGCGAGAGAAGAUGGAGGCGUCGUUGAAGUUGAACAGUAGUGUUAGCGAGAUACUGGGGAUGUCGAUAGAAGAAGAACAAGAGGAGUGCGACGUUUUCGAUGGGAUGUGGGUUUAUGAUCCUAAGGAUUAUCCAUUGUAUCAUGGUCAUCAAUGUCCUUUUCUUAGCGGUCAAGUUGUUUGCCAGAAAAAUGGGAGGCCAGAUUCUGACUAUGAGCACUGGAGGUGGAAGCCAAGAGGCUGUGAUAUACCGAGGUUUAAUGGGACUGAUAUGCUGGAGAGAUUAAGAGGAAAAAGAGUGGCAAUCAUCGGCGAUUCUCUUAAUAGAAACCAGUGGGAGUCGAUGGCAUGUCUCCUUUAUUCAUCUAUCAAUCAACCAUCGCGAACAUUUAUCAAGUUAACAGACACCUACAAAAUCUUUCGAGCUCUGGACUAUGAUUUCUCACUGGAAUUCUUCUGGAGUCCGUUUAUGAUAAAAGCAGAUCAAAUGAAGAACGGAUCAAAAGUUCUGAAGCUCGAUGAGCUUGUAGAACCUUGGAAAUGGCAGGAUGCUGAGGUCUUGGUUUUCAACACUGGCCACUGGUGGACUCACCACGGGAGAGGCAAAACGUGGGAUUAUUAUGAGCAUGACGGAAAGCUGGUUGAGGAGAUGGAUGGGGACUCGGCGUUUGAGGCUGGACUCAAUACCUGGGCGAAUUGGAUUGAUCGAAUGGUGAACCCGAACAAGACGAGGGUUUUCUUUCGUAGUAUCUCUCCUCAGCAUACACGGUAUAAUUUGCACUGGUGUUACAACCAGAGCCAUCCAAUCACCAACGAGGUUUACAGACAGUCAUUUAAACAAUCAAUGAUAUCUAUAGUAGAGAAAACUAUAAAGAAAAUGAAAACUCCAGUUAAAUAUCUCAACAUCACAAGGUUAUCAGAGUAUCGGCGUGAAGCGCACACAUCUAUAUACACUGUGAGGCAUCAGAAGCUAUUAACUGAUGAAGAGAGAAAGCAGCCAGAGAUAUUUGCAGACUGUAACCACUGGUGUCUUCCAGGAUUGCCUGAUACCUGGAAUUCUUUGCUCUAUACUUUCAUUGUUGGAUCUCCCUCUGUUAUUCUAUAG